Drosophila mauritiana is the source of this 517-nucleotide messenger RNA. RefSeq lists its product as uncharacterized. The record is from RefSeq and is a predicted model, not a curated record. NCBI's taxonomy places the organism in Eukaryota, Metazoa, Arthropoda, Insecta, Diptera, Drosophilidae. The coding region runs from base 1 to 492 and encodes 163 amino acids. The transcript has a single exon.
AUGUCGACUCGUCGUCAUUCCGGGAUUAUCUUGGUCCUGUGUUGUAUAAACUUGAGUUAUAGCUACAGGAUCAUAGAAAGCAAUGAAGUUGCUAAAACAUGUACAGCCAUAAAUAAGGAUAUAAUAUUCGAGGAACCACAUUUGAAUAAUAAUCAACGGGAAUUUUACGACAUUCGCGAAAUACCACGAAGACAUCACUUCAAUUCGAAUAAAAAAGAAAUCCAAUCUGAAAACUGGCUUUUGCGAAUUAUUAGAAUAAAAACCUCAAACGAUGGACCGAGACAUAAAGUCACAGAAAUAAAAGAAGAUAAACAUAUGGAUGGAUUUGGCAAGAGGCUUUUUAAUAUUCUAAGAAAGACUCUUAGAAUGCAUGAGCCUUAUUAUAACCACAACAAUGAUCAUAAGGAUCUGUUCGUCUUAAAGAAAAAUCCUUUUCCACAUGAACAUCACAUUGUGAAAAGGGAACAACCUGUGCAAUACAAUUACAUGUAAUUUAACCCAUAUACAUUAAGGCUCA